This is a messenger RNA of Ectocarpus sp. CCAP 1310/34, 2775 nucleotides long. Lineage: Eukaryota; Phaeophyceae; Ectocarpales; Ectocarpaceae. The record is from the annotation of a GenBank genome assembly.
AUGGUCUUCUUUUGGCAGUCCCCAUCUCCCUUUUCACAGUGGACACCGUCGACUUUUGUGUUCGAUGGAGUGGUAUACUCGUGUGCUGAGCGGUUUUUCGCUGCGACAAAAGCUCGUCUUGUCGAAGACCAUAGCGCUUUGCAGAACAUCAUGCGAGUGUCCGAGCCUGCCUUACACAAGAAGUUUGGUCGCGGUGUCCGUGGCUUCGACCCAUCCCUGUGGGAACACGAGCGCGAAAAUACUGUGCUCACUGGCUCUUACGCAAAAUUUAGUCAAAACUCCGAGUUGCGCGAUCAUCUUCUCGGAUCUGGCGACAAAAUCCUUGCCGAAGCCAGUCCCUACGACUGUAUUUGGGGCAUUGGCCUUCAAGCCGAUGAUCCUGAGGCCCAAUACACCUCUCGGUGGCGCGGUCUCAAUUUGUUAGGCAACGCCCUUCAACUAGUACGCAGUCUUUUGCGAUGCAAUGCCCCGCCGCCCGAGCGCAGCUCUCGUUUGCUGUCUCCCAGUGAUCACGUUUCGACGCCAUCUCAACAUGACGCGGUCGAUGAAAUGGGGACUACCAACUUCGCUAUGCUGGGGAACAUUCCGUCCAACUUCACCCCGAACAUGGCCUUGUUCCGUGCACCCGUCACGUCUCGUCCAUACCGCGUUAACCCCCCGGUUGCGAAACAAGUUGACGCGAUCCUUGAUCAAUAUCUUGCGGCUGGUCUGAUCCAACAUUCGACCUCGCCCUACUCGAGUCCUUUGGUGGUCAUACCGAAGAAAUCUGGUGGUGUUCGCAUCACUGUCAAUUAUCGAAAGCUCAAUAAGCUUUGUGCUUUGAGCCAGCUUCCGAUUCCUCGAGUUGAUGAUACGUUGGACAAGUUGUUGAAAGGGCGAAUUUAUUCCCCUUUUGACAGGAAGUCUUCGUUCCACCAAAUCACGGUUGUCAACGAAGUCAUCAAAGAUCUCCACGGUGUUGCAUCGUAUUUGGAUGAUUUGAUCGUUUUCGACAACCCUGCGUCUCAUGUUGAUACCAUGCGCGCUCUGUUUGAACGUUUGCGCACACACAACUUGAGACUCACCCCACCGAAGGCCACCAUUGCCGCUACAGAAGCGGACUUCCUCGGCCACACCAUCUCUCCCGACGGUGUUCGGCCUAACGGGGCCAAGCCGGACGGCUCCAUCCUACCAAUCAUCUUCAUCAGCCGAGCUACUUUGGACUCCGUGUGUCAUUGGACUCCCCUCAACCUCGAGGCGGGUAGCAUCGUGUGGUCCAUCAAACGACUUCGCGGUUAUCUGUGGGGUACAAAAUUUCGCAUUUUUACCGACCGCAAGUCUCUUGAGCAUUUUGCCAAGGUGAGGGAGAACAAUGCCCGCGUUCAGCGUUGGCUCGAAUUUCUUACCGCUUACAAUUACACUCUCAAGUACCGCAAGGGUUCAGCAAAUUGCAACGCUGAUUUCCUCUCUCGCCUUCCGAUCGAUGAGGCGGAAUGUGACCGAUCUGGCCGCAGUCAACUGACACCGGAUGACGAUGAUGAGGGCGUAUUCUUCAUCCGUUCUUGUGGCCUUAUGCCUUCCGGCCAUCGCGCCGUGGGUGUUGGCUUGGGUGGGCUCGUCCCCACUUCCCCGACUUCGGUCUUGGGUGGGCUGGCCCCCAUUACAGAUGAUUUCAUCGACUUCCGUCGGCAUGGUCCACGUCUCUCGCCGUCAGGCCUUUCGUUUUCACCUGGCAUCUGGAACAUCGCACCCUGGCCGUCCAAGAAGCUCCGCGCGUUGCCUCCUCCACGACUGCGUAAGCGGGCCCUAGUUUGGUCUGGCUCUCUGCACUCUUCGGUGGAGGAUGUUAUGGCUCUCGCACCCGAGUCUCCGCCGGUCGUCUCGCCGACCGCCACAUCACGAAGGACUCUCGACCCUGCUCAAACGCCUCGAUGGCCUACUCUGUGCCUUCCGCUGCCUUCGGGCCCUGGUGUGUCGGUGAGCGUCGAUUACUUCGGCCCCCUCCCGUUGACCCCGCGCGGAAACACAUAUAUUCUGCUCUUCACUGAUCGUUUCAGCCGCCGUGCUGAUAUGUACGCGGUUACGGCUGCAGAAUUCACCGCCGAAGGCACCGCUGAUGUACUUGUCAAUCAGUAUAUCCCUUUGUGGGGUUGCCCUUUGAGUCUCUUGUCCGAUAAUGGCUCUCAGUUUUGCUCUAAACUGUCGCAGGCUGUGUACGCCCGUCUGGCUAUUCGCAAAGUGGCUACUAGCUCUUACCAUCCCAAUGGAAAUGGGGGUGUGGAGCGAGUCAACCACACUAUGGCUCAGAUGUUGGCUAUGGUCGUCAAUGAGAGGCAAGAUGAUUGGGACAUCCAUUUGCCGCACGUUGAGUUCGCCUACAACAAUUCGGUUAGUGCCGCUACUGGUUUGGCACCCAACGAAGUGCAUAUCAACCGGCUGCCGCGCAUGCCGAUGACGGUUUUUGAGCAUCCAUAUGCUCGAGGCCACCGAAGCUUGCAUCGCGACCAACUCGAGUAUUGCUAUCUUGCUGCUGAUUGCCAACGUCGUUCUUACGAUUUAGUUCGUGAACAGCACAACCUGUCCGUUUCGCGGAUCGAACGGCGUAACUCCGCUCUAUCGGAUGCUUUGCGCAAGGUUCCUUCCUACACCGUCGGUGGAUGGGUUUGGGUGUACAACACCGAAUCUACCAUUCGCCAAGGUGUUCGUUCCGGCACGGAUGACAAGGUUCUCAAGGCAAAGUUGUCUUUCCUCUGGACUGGUCCAUUCAAGAUCUUGGCUGUGGGCGCCUUCUUCUAG